Molecule: messenger RNA, 3397 nt
Organism: Coffea arabica (coffee)
Lineage: Eukaryota; Viridiplantae; Streptophyta; Magnoliopsida; Gentianales; Rubiaceae
Biological process (GO): protein folding in endoplasmic reticulum
Cellular component (GO): EMC complex
Molecular function (GO): protein binding
Source: RefSeq, a predicted model, not a curated record
CUAAAAAAUCUUAAUUAACUCCUCGCGAGGCAGAGUUUCCUUUUGUAAACUUCGCCUUCUUAGAUCUGUUGAUCUUUGUCCGUCGCUCUCUAAAACGUUCAGCGGCUAAGGACUAAUCGCCAUGGCCAUGGCGAUUAGGAUUAGGGUUUUGCUUCUCUUCCUUUUUUUCUUAUCGCUCUCUCACCCCACUUUCUCCCUCUAUCAAGACCAAGUGGGUCUCAUGGACUGGCAUCAGCAGUACAUAGGCAAGGUGAAGCACGCAGUUUUCCACACUCAAAAGGCCGGGCGGAAGCGCGUGGUGGUCUCCACAGAGGAGAACGUCAUCGCUUCGCUCGAUCUUCGCCGCGGAGAGAUUUUUUGGAGGCAUGUUUUGGGUUCUAAUGACACCGUCAAUGAACUUGAUAUCGCCCUUGGAAAAUAUGUUAUUACUCUGUCAUCUGGUGGAAAAUAUUUAAGAGCUUGGAACCUGCCUGAUGGGCAGAUGAUAUGGGAAUCAUUUCUUCCGGGCUCAACAGCUUCAAGGUCUAUAUUAUCCAUUCCAACAAAUUUAAAAGUUGGCAAGGAUGAUCUGAUCCUGGCUUAUGGUAGUGGGAGUCUUUACGCUGUUUCAAGCAUUGAUGGGGAAGUGCUUUGGACGAAAGAUUUAGCAUCUGAAGGCAUUGAUGUUCAGCAGUUGAUUCAUCGUCAUGGAAGUAAUAUCAUUUAUGCUUUAGGAUUUAUUGGUUCUUCUCAUUUUGCCACUUUUGAAAUCAAUGCAAAGAAUGGGGAGUUGCUGAAGCAUGAUAAAGUUCGAUUCACUGGUGGGUUCUGUGGGGACAUUUCAUUCCUCAAAAGUGACACUGCUGUGGCACUUGAUUCCACUCGAUCCUCAUUGGUAUCAGUUCGCUUCCGGGAUGGUGAAAUUAGUAUUGAACAAGUGCAUAUUUCAGAUCUCCUGUUGGAUUCAUCAGGAGUUGCUGCAAUUUUGCCUUAUAAGCUUAUUGAAAUGGUUGCAGUAAAAGUAAAAGAGUUUAUUAUAUUUGUAAAACUAACAAAUGAAGGCAAGUUUGUGGUUGUGGGCCAAAUUGAUCAUACUGCAAUUAUUAGUGAUUCUCUCUCAAUCCUUGAAGAUCAACAAGCCAUUGCCCUGAUUCAACAUGGAGACAAUAAGAUUCAGCUUACUGUGAAACUCGUUAGUGACUGGAGCAACCAUCUGAUAAAAGAAACUAGUUAUAUGGAUUGUCAGAGAGGGCUCGCACAGCGGAUUUUCCUCAACAAUUAUGUGCGAACAGACAGGUCAUCAGGAUUUAGGGCCUUGAUUGUCAUGGAAGACCAUUCCCUUUUGUUAGUACAGCAAGGGGAAAUUGUCUGGAGCAGGGAAGAUGGGCUGGCUUCAAUUGUUGAAGUCACAACAUCAGAACUACCACUAGAGAAGGAUAGUGUAUCUGUUGCAACAGUGGAGCACAGCCUUUUGGAAUGGCUUAAGGGGCAUGUACUGAAGCUUAAAGGAACCCUUAUGCUUGCAAACCCUGAUGAUAUUGCAGCCAUACAAAAACUGAGGGUACAAAGUUCCGAGAAGAGCAAGAUGACUCGAGAUCACAAUGGGUUUCGAAAACUGAUCAUUGUACUUACUCGAGCAGGGAAACUUUUUGCUUUGCACACAGGAGAUGGGCAAAUUGUGUGGUCUGUCUUGUUGAAUUCUCUGCGCAAGUCACAAACAUGUGAAGCUCCUAAUGUUCUUACAUUACACCAAUGGCAAGUCCCUCAUCAUCAUGCACUGGAUGAGAACCCAUCAAUACUUGUGCUUGGUAGAUGUGGACCUAAUCUUGAUUCCCCUGGUGUGUACUCCAUUGUUGAUGCAUACACAGGAAAGGAGCUUAAUUCUGUUGGACCUUUUCAUUCGAUCGUGCAAAUUAUUCCUCUGCCACAUACUGAUUCCAGAGAGCAGCGUUUGCAUCUAUUGAUAGAUAAGGAUUGGCAUGCCCACUUAUAUCCCAGAAGUCCUGAGGCUCUUGCCAUUUUUCAACGCGAGGUUGGAAACAUUUAUUGGUAUUCAGUGGAAGCUGAUAAUGGUAUCUUAAGGGGACAUGCAGCAAAGGAGAAUUGCAUUUUACAGCUGCCUGAUGAAUAUUGUUUCGGCACGAGGAAUCUGUGGUCAAUUGUUUUCCCUUCAGAAUCAGAAAGGAUCAUUGCAACUGCAACCAGGAAGUUGAAUGAGGCAGUUCACACUCAAGCAAAAGUAGUAGCGGAUCAGGAUGUGAUGUAUAAAUAUAUAUCUAAGAAUCUGCUCUUCAUUGCAACUGUUGCUCCACAAGCAGCUGGAGAUAUUGGAUCUGUCACCCCUGAUGAAUCUUGGCUGGUUGUUUAUCUUGUUGACACCAUAACUGGACGUAUUCUGCAUCGCAUGACCCAUUAUGGUUCACAGGGUCCUGUCCAUGCAGUCGUUAGUGAGAAUUGGGUUGUUUACCACUACUUUAACCUUAGAGCUCACAGAUAUGAGAUGUCUGUGAUCGAAAUUUAUGAUCAGUCUCGGGCGGACAACAAGGAUGUCUUGAAGUUGGUUCUUGGGAAACAUAAUUUGACCUCAGCUAUUUCAGCUUACACUCGUACAGAAGUCGUGACUAAACAGCAAUCUUACUUUUUUUCCCACUCUCUGAAAGCAAUAUCCACAACAUCCACAGCUAAAGGCAUAACUUCCAAACAACUACUUAUUGGCACUGUUGGUGAUCAGGUUUUGGCACUUGAUAAACGUUUCUUGGAUCCUCGGCGAACACUUAACCCCACACAAGCUGAGAAAGAGGAAGGAAUUAUACCGCUUACCGAUUCAUUACCAAUCAUUCCACAGUCUUACGUGACGCAUGCCCUUAAGGUGGAAGGCCUUAGAGGCAUAGUAACUGUCCCUGCGAAGUUAGAGUCAACUACUCUCGUCUUUGCCCAUGGGGUGGAUCUCUUUUUUACCAGGCUUGCACCUUCGAAGACCUAUGAUUCUCUUACUGAAGACUUCAGUUACGCUCUCCUGCUCAUUACAAUUGUUGCACUUGUGGUGGCUAUAUUCGUGACUUGGAUUUUGUCAGAAAGGAAGGAGCUGCAGGAGAAGUGGAGAUGAAAGCUCUAAUCUUAUUUUUUGCAGUUACACUAGUUUUUCCUUUUAGAUUCUUAUUGGGUCUUUCUUUUUUGUUCUUUAUUUUGAAAGUCCUUAGGAUUGCAAAUCAUCUGUAAUUUAGUUGAUUUUGUACCAUGGGUUUCCUGUUCUUUGUUUGUUGUCAUGGAAGCGGAGCUUCAGUUCUUUGUUGUACAUUCAGAACGGCAUAGAAAUGAUAUAGGAAAUAUGUGACAAUCAGCAUUUCCGUUGGAUGCUCAAAACCGUUUUACACCGGAGUGUCUAGCAGGUCACAUGGUGUAUUGUUUCACCUGUCAA